UCAGCUUUCAAGUUUCAACGGCAAAAUUCAAUCUUCUUCAGCUAAAUCCGUUUCCAAUGCUUCAAAUAAAUUUUGGGCAUUCCUCACAUUCACCGAAAUGAUUCUUCACCUCAGUCAAAAUCGCUCCUUUCUCUUCGUAAACCCUAAGCUACCACCACCACCAUUUCAACCACAAACCCGGUUACGUUUUUCCUUCAAAGCUCGAACCUUUCGAGUUUUUAACUCCACCCAUAUCGCUACUUUGAAUAACUUCUCUCCUGUUGAGUCUAAACGCGUGCCUCGUCAUGUGAAAAUUGAAGCUCAGCGUGUUCUUAUGGAUUACUUGCAUUCAACACGUGGCUACAGCUUCUUGGAUGCUGAGUAUAUCAGUAAGAAUUGCCCCAACUUUGUUAAAUCUUUGAUUGCAAAUAUUUUUGUUGGUGGAAAUGAUGUUGAUGUUGAUGUUGAUGGUGUUGCUCAUUCAUUGAGGAAGUUUCUAAGGUACAAUCCCAUUAACGAGUUUGAACCAUUCUUUGAGAGCAUAGGGAUUAGCCCCUCUGAGUUGCAAGAUUUUCUACCUAGUGGCAUGUUUUUCUUAGCUGAUAAUUCUGCUUUGGUUGAUAAUUUCCAUGUUCUGUGUAACUAUGGUGUACCUAGGAACAGGAUUGGAGAGAUUUAUAAGGAAGCAAAAGAGGUAUUUGGGUACCCUAAGGGGUUCUUGUUGGAAAAAUUUAGAGAGUAUGAAGAAUUAGGGCUAAGUAAAUCAUUUAUCAUCAAGCUUGGUGUUUGUUGCCCUUCAAUUUUGGUUGGUGAUCAUCAUGGUGAAUUUGUGGUGGUUCUUGAUUGGUUAAAGAGAAUUGGGAUUGAAGAUGAUUGGAUUGUGAGUUACAUGUCUUGUUCAAGGACAUAUAGUUGGAAGAAAAUGCUUGAUGCUAUUCAACUUCUUGAUGAAGUUGGUUAUUCUGAGGAACAAAUGCACAAUUUGUUCAAGGCAAAUCCUAAAUUGUUAUUGGAAGGUUUUGGGAAGAAGCUACGCAUGUUUUUGGUUAGAUCACAUAAGUUAGGUGUUAAGGUGAAUGUUAUGUAUUCCUAUUUUAUGGAGUAUCCUCAUAUACUAUUAAACAAGUGUGCAAAAAAUUUGUUGAGAGUGAUUGAUAUUUUGUGUGCUAUUGGAAUGGAAACAGAUGAAAUUGCACAAAUUUUGUCUAAUUACAUGCAUCUAUUCAGCACACAUUCCUUCAAAGGUCCGAGAACUGUUAUCUCGGAGUUGAAAGUUGAGAAAGCCGAAUUACUCCAAGUCAUAAAGGACGAUCCACUGAAACUUAUAAGUAUGGCUUCAAGUUCGAAAAAGAAGAGCCCCAAACAGAUAUCAGUUUAUGGAUUGUUUGGUAGAAGCAGGUUUGGACUAUAA
Molecule: messenger RNA, 1390 nt
Organism: Arachis duranensis
Lineage: Eukaryota; Viridiplantae; Streptophyta; Magnoliopsida; Fabales; Fabaceae
Product: transcription termination factor MTEF18, mitochondrial-like
Exons: 1
Coding region: 98-1390 (430 amino acids)
Biological process (GO): chloroplast organization; regulation of DNA-templated transcription
Cellular component (GO): chloroplast
Molecular function (GO): double-stranded DNA binding
Source: RefSeq, a predicted model, not a curated record